AUGGCCGGGGCUGGAGUCUGGUUUGGAGAGGGUGAUGAACAAAAUAUCCAUGUACAACUCCCAGAGCCAUAUCAGAUGAACAAUGCAGCUGGGAUAUGUGCAGUUCUUGAAAGAGUUCUAGUGGCAGGCCUGUGCUUCCAUCUGAAAUGCUGGGAAGAUAACGGAUGGAUGAGGGUGUCAAACAGCAACAUCUGGAAGGCAACAGCAGCAGCACUGAGGCAGUGGAGAGCCCCAAUAUUCUUCCAGUGGACAAAAGGACAUAAUGGAAAUGAAGGGAACAAAGGAACUGAUGCACUGGCAGAAAAAGGCGCACAAGCAAAUGAAGACAGUGCUACACCUGCAGACACAGAAAUAACUCAUGAAUUUGAUGUGGAAGCAUACCAACAUAUACAGAGUAUAAGAGGGAUAGAGGAACAGCAGUCUGCUCAGAAUAUGGUCCAGCAAGUACUGGCAACUGUUGCCAACAUCAAUGGAUCUAUCCGACAUAAGAAUGCCUUAAGACCUAUGCGAGAGUUUCUGUGGAAAGCAUUGCAGAGCACCUUCAAGAUUGAGGCUUUCUGGGAAGAUGAAUGCCCAGAAUACAGAGUGCAGAAAUCCAUGGAACAUAUAUUGGUCGAGUGCUCCAUUACAGGGCAAACUACUCUAGGACAAAGAUGGAUCCUCCCCAUAUACAGGGUCACUUUAGGAGGCACACUCAUACAGAUCAGAAAAGAAGAUGUUGAUGGGCCAGCAAUGCAGCUAUAUCAAAUUCUAGUGACAGAGAUGGUUCACAUGAUAUGGAAAAUACAAUGUCAGCCAAGGAUCCAGAGAGGUGAUGAAGACCCCAUGCAAUGGCAUACUGAGGAUGAGAUCCAGAACCUCUGGAUAGAUGCCAUGAAUAAGAGGCUGACAGUUGACCAGUUAUUGGCCAACAGGAAGAAGUACGGCUUGAGAGCAAUGGCAAAGGCCAAGGUACUUGCCACAUGGAAGGGUACACUGCAAGAUGAGAAGAGCUUGCCAGAGGAUUGGAUAGAUCAAGGCAGAAUUUUAGUGAGCAUCGUGCUGAUCCAGCAGAGGCUGAAAGGCAGGCACUAA
This is a messenger RNA of Desarmillaria tabescens, 1074 nucleotides long. RefSeq lists its product as uncharacterized. Gene Ontology annotation, molecular function: nucleic acid binding; RNA-DNA hybrid ribonuclease activity. The transcript is spliced from 8 exons. The record is from RefSeq and is a predicted model, not a curated record. The coding region runs from base 1 to 1074 and encodes 357 amino acids. NCBI's taxonomy places the organism in Eukaryota, Fungi, Basidiomycota, Agaricomycetes, Agaricales, Physalacriaceae.